UUCCGGCCCUGCCUCGGCGAGCCUGAGAGACUUGUUACCUUCCGAGUCGUGCGGGCCACUCCGGCUUUUGCGUUGGCCACCACACCCAACUAGGACUUUAGUGUAUUUCUUGAACUGUGGAAAGAGAAUUGGCUGAAGCCGAGCACUGAGGGAGAGAAUGAUGAGAAGCAGGCUGGAGAGGGGAUUAACAUCAGAGGAAUGACAUGUUCUGCAUUGUAUUCUGAGGCCAAGGGAACCUUCUGAAAUCCUCUCAGCUGCCGUGUGCUUCCACCUCAACAGGGACACACUACAGUUUUUCCAGGCUACCUGUGGGGUGCCUCUGCAAUUUUCCAUCACACAGUCUAUGCAGAAAACAUCUUAAUUGUAUUCAUUUUUCUCCAGGACUACAGGGCCGGAGGUGUAGCCUUGCUAUGGAUCUUCAAGUUUUCAAUGGAGAAAACCCCUACAAAUUGGAGGAAUAUGAAAAGAGCUUCCAGUAUUUUCCAUGCCUUACUAAUCCCAUGGAAACCCACACUGAAGCAACACUCUGUGAAUGUGAGGAGUGUUGGAGAGCAUUUGCCUUUUCCUCACACCUAAGUCAAUAUGUAACAAUUUCUUCUGGAGAGAAAUCCCAAAAAUGUAAGGAAUGUGGGAAAUGUUUUGCUACUUUUACUCAACUUUCUGCUCAUAUGGAAGUUCAUACUGGAGAAAAGCCCUUCCAGUGUAAAGAGUGUGGGAAGUGCUUUACAAGUAACACAUACCUUAACGAUCACAGGAAAAUUCACACUGGAAUAAAGUCGUACAAAUGUGUGGAAUGUGGGAAAGCCUUCCUGAGGUGGUCAGGCCUGACUGAACACUUACGAGGAGUUCACAGUGGAGAGAAGCCCUUUGUGUGUAAGGAAUGUGGGAAAGCCUUCUCGAGAUCCACUCAGCUUAAUGAACACACCAGGACACACACUGGAGUCAAGCCCUAUGAAUGUAAGGACUGUGGGAAAGCCUUCACUCAGUACUCAGGCCUUGCCACCCACGUACGCAUUCACAGUGGAGAGAAGCCCUUUCAGUGUAAGCAGUGUGGGAAAGCCUUCACUAGGACCUCAGGCCUUAUUCACCAUGUGAGAACACACACAGGCGAGAAGCCUUUUGAGUGUAUUCAUUGUGGGAAAACCUUCAUUACUGCCUCCCACCGUACUAAACAUAUGAAAAUUCACAGUGGGGAAAAGCCCUUUGUGUGCAAUAUCUGUGGGAAGGCGUUUGUAUACUCCACAUCCCUUAACAUUCACAUGCGAACGCACACUGGAGAGAAACCUUACAUCUGUAAGGAAUGUGGGAAAGCGUUUGCUGUUUCCUCACGCUUAAGCAAACAUGCAAGUGUUCACCAUGGGGAGAAGGCCUAUAAAUGUGAGGGUAUCAGUGUUACCCUUAGCUCCUCUGUGGCCACCCUUAAAUAGUAACAGUGGCACCAAAGAUCAUUGGUUAGUCUUAUCUGCUUUGAGUUAUAGUGGUUCCCACUGGCAGAGAUGCCUCCCUGAUUCUAUGACAUACGAUAUAUAGAUUCCCUCCUUUUUAGAGGGUAGUUGUGGAAUGGAACUCAGGACCUUGUGCCUGCCAGGCAGGUGCUACGUUGCUGAGCUAUACCCCCGGCCUAGAUCCCCUCUUGUGGGAAUGUCUGGGUUUUUUCCUUCCUUUUGUAGUGCUGGGGUUUAAUCUCUGUGUCACAUACACAUGACAGGCAGUCACUCUACCACCGAACUAAAUUCUUAGCCUCCUCUCUGGAACUUGUUUCUACAAAACUGAGUCUGAGCACUUGUGGUCAUAGGUGAGGUCAAUACUGUAGGUAGGCCUCAUCGUGGUGCUUGGAUUCCAAGUGAUGGUAGCAUCCAUGAAUGCUCUGCAUGGGAGUUUAACUUUUUGGAUUGCCUGGGCCACACUAAAGAGGUACUGUCUUGGGCCACAUAUAAUAAUGUAUAUAACAAAGUUCCUUUAUUUUAAAGUAUUAUAAUAGUAAAGUGAAUAACAACAAGCCUGUGGGCCACAGGUUGAACAUGUCUGCAUAAGAUAAAUGCACAGAUUUCGUCCUAGCUGUUGUUGGUUAGUGGCCGCCAAUGUAGCUAUUCAUGUGAAAAUUUACCGGAAGCUAAGUUGAUAAGCUAAGCACAGGACCCAAGUGGACUGUUGCCAGACACUCCUCCAGGAGUCUCCCCUGACCCCAUUGAUCGUGUUGAGCAUGCCAAGAAGCCCUCUGUACUUUUAAUGCAUAGUCUAACUUUGUAGCCAAUUGUUGUUUCCUUAUAAAAUCUUAAUAAGUCCAUCCUGUCUUGCCCACUUAGGUCUAUUUUAGAUCUAAGUGGCAAUGCCUCUGUUAGUGUAAUUCAGUCUAUUCUUCUCUUCUGUUGAGAUUGCUGAUAUCCUACCCGUGGGUCCUAAUCAUGAU
This is a messenger RNA of Chinchilla lanigera (long-tailed chinchilla), 2410 nucleotides long. Its product is annotated as zinc finger protein 561-like. Lineage: Eukaryota; Metazoa; Chordata; Mammalia; Rodentia; Chinchillidae. Gene Ontology annotation, biological process: negative regulation of transcription by RNA polymerase II. Bases 411 to 1427 code for a protein of 338 amino acids. The record is from RefSeq and is a predicted model, not a curated record. Gene Ontology annotation, molecular function: DNA-binding transcription repressor activity, RNA polymerase II-specific. The transcript has 4 exons.